This is a messenger RNA of Neopsephotus bourkii (Bourke's parrot), 627 nucleotides long. RefSeq names its product coiled-coil domain-containing protein 146-like. Gene Ontology annotation, cellular component: cytoskeleton. The record is from RefSeq and is a predicted model, not a curated record. The transcript is spliced from 2 exons. NCBI's taxonomy places the organism in Eukaryota, Metazoa, Chordata, Aves, Psittaciformes, Psittacidae. Bases 69 to 479 code for a protein of 136 amino acids.
GAAAAUGUAAUUGUUAUUUAUUCCAGACAAACAACACGAAGAAGAAGAUAAAGGCAAGAACCCAGAAGAUGAUGGCUCUUGUUGCAGAGUUAUCCAUGCAGCAAGAGUUUGCCCUGAAACUCCAGCAGGAAGUGAGAGACAAGGAACAAUUUUUGAUGAUUGUUUCAUCAAGGAUAGAUCAAGGCCUUCCCCCUCCUGAAGAAACAGAGAAUGAGUGCUUGAAGAUACUACACAAUGAGAAGAUGCAAAAAGAAGCAGCUGAAGCCAGAGCUAAACGCGCUGCAGAAGAGGAACAAGCUGCAGCACCCAGAUACAUCCGCACGACAGCCGAGCCACUGCCCACUGCCUACACCCCCAGUGACGAGCACAGCUUCCCGCUGUCGCGGCCCUACGGUGCUCUGGCUCCCUUCAAACCAACUGAGCCUGGGGCAAACAUGAGGCAUUUCAGGAAACCUGUGGUGAAGCCAAUCCAAGUCUGAACAGGCAGCACCUGAGACAGCAGAGACAUUGCUGGCUGCUGAAUCUCAAAGGUCAACAGCAUUUACACUACACUGAAAGCAUGUCUGUUACCAUUCAGCCAAGUUAAAUACUGACCACAAAGUAGCUGUUAAUGUCACAAGCACCGUG